CCUAACAAAUUAGCUCUGCUCAUCAGCUCAUCAUCAGCCUCCUGUCAAAGCAAUAAUGGCCUCGCAAAGAAGUGCUGGCCUGUUAUUAGCCUCACUAGCCUUUGCCAUUUGCAUGUUGAUCCCCUGCUGCUGCUCCAGUAAAGAAGCCAUGGAAUUGUUCGAGAGAGCGUGCCAUUGCUUCGAUGACCCCAAUAUCUACGGGCAGUGCGCGGCGGAGCUGCGGCUGAACGCGGAGGGCGCGUUCCACGUGCAGAGGAACGAGGUCGACGAGUACUGCGGCGGGCCCUGCAUGGAGGAGACGAAGCUGGCGCUGCAGUGCGUGGAGGAGGUGGCCGCCCAGAGCUUCAGGUUCUCCAACGGCGCGUCGGUGCUGGCGGUGAGGCAGGCGCUGGGCACCGGAUGCGGCUACGGCCCCGACAGAGGAACCUUCGAGAUCCGCGAGCGCAAAGACUGCGUCGGCGGCGGCGGCGGCGGCGCCGACGAGUACUACUACCACAAGCCCCGCGACCACGCGCAGCAGAAGCCGGCCGCCGGCAGGUUCUACGGCGAGGAGGGCCAGCAGCCGUACGAGCAGGGCGCCGGCUACGGCGAGGGCGAGGAGCACUGCUACGGCUACGGGGACGCGGGCAGGCUGGCAGAGCACCGCGGGUUCCUGCGGACGACGGUGCCGGUGCUCGUCGCCUCUGCGGCGCUGCUCCUCAAACUCUAGUUCCAGUCUGUACUGCCAGGGAGUUAGAUCGUGUUUGUAUGAUGCUUUGUUCUUCUUUCUCGUUCGUUUUUUUUUGUUUACUUGUCUUUUUGCACGUCAAUAUAAUACGAUCUGUAGCACACGUCUUCUAUUUACAGGUUAUCUAAUAUAUGAUACUAUACUAUA
Panicum hallii is the source of this 874-nucleotide messenger RNA. RefSeq lists its product as uncharacterized. NCBI's taxonomy places the organism in Eukaryota, Viridiplantae, Streptophyta, Magnoliopsida, Poales, Poaceae. The transcript is spliced from 4 exons. The coding region runs from base 56 to 709 and encodes 217 amino acids. The record is from RefSeq and is a predicted model, not a curated record.